This is a messenger RNA of Chanos chanos (milkfish), 2052 nucleotides long. It is a transcript of the gene g2e3, whose product is annotated as G2/M-phase specific E3 ubiquitin protein ligase. The coding region runs from base 94 to 2052 and encodes 652 amino acids. Gene Ontology annotation, molecular function: ubiquitin-protein transferase activity. NCBI's taxonomy places the organism in Eukaryota, Metazoa, Chordata, Actinopteri, Gonorynchiformes, Chanidae. The transcript is spliced from 13 exons. The record is from RefSeq and is a predicted model, not a curated record. Gene Ontology annotation, cellular component: nucleus.
CUGUGUAAACGACCGGACAACUGUCCCGACAAAUAUGGGGAGAAGAUUACUUUGAAACAGCACAAACUGACUGUCCAUUAUUUCUGUGUGCUGAUGUCUAGUGGAGUGUACCAGCGUGGUCAGGAUCAUGAGGGAAUCUAUGGCUUUCUGGUGGAAGACAUCAGAAAAGAAAUCCAAAGAUCCUCUCGACUGAGGUGCACAGGCUGUCGUCGGACUGGGGCCUCGGUCGGGUGUUUUGUCAAAAGCUGCAGACAAAUGGUUCAUUUCCCAUGUGGAAUACAGCAGGAGUUCAUCUCCCAGUUUACCGGCACCUUUCCGUCUUUUUGUCGAGAACACAGGCCGACUCAGACUGUGUCGAUCAGCCCCAGUUUGCCGCUGUCCUGUUCUGUGUGUCUGGAGCCCAUAGAGCCUGAGCUCUCCUACUCUGUGCUCAAAUGUCCGGUCUGUCACAGCAGCUGGUUUCACAGAGACUGUGUGCAGCACCAAGCAUACAGCGCCGCCCUGUUUUUCUUCAAAUGCACCAUUUGCAACAACAAGGAGCAGUUCCAGCAAGAGAUGCUGCGGAUGGGGAUACACAUACCAGAGAGAGAUGCAUCGUGGGAGUUGGAGGAAAAUGCCUACGGAGAGUUGCUUCAGGUAUACCAGCAAUGUGAUGCAGCCAAAUGUCAUUGUUCCAGAGGGAGAAAACAUAGCGCACGGUCAGGGAAAUUUGAGGUGAUUCGCUGUAAGUACUGCGGUUCCCGUGGAACCCACCGAAGAUGCUCCAACCUCACGCUCUACGAGACCAGCUGGGCAUGUGCAGACUGCCUGUCCGUUACCGAGGGAACCGUGUCACCAUUGCCAAAUCAUGUUCGCUCUCCGCUCUCACAGAGGCAGAAAAGAAAGAGUCUCAUUGAGAAGUGUUUCGCCAAUCGUCAGUCUGGUCUGGUCACCAAAAGGCACUGCACGCUCGCCACGCCGGCAGAGGUCCUGCAGAAUCUGGCCGCCCAGAUCACUCCGCAGCAGUUUACAAAGGUGUCGGUGAACCAAGGGGACGUGAUCAAGGCCGCGUUUGCUUUUUUACGACACAGCGACUUCAACCCUUGCCACGCCCUCUCCGUCACCUUCGCUGGCGACAAGAGCAAACCCGGAGUGAGGAGUCUCCGCCGCUUUCUGAGAGUUCUCGUCCAAAACCUGAAGACACUGGAGAUCUUUGAAGGACCAGAUGGACAUAAAAACCUGGCCCUGAACUCAAAGGCUCUGAGGGAGGAUGUGUAUUUUGAGGUGGGCAGUUUGCUGGCCCUCUGUCUGGUCCACGGUGGACCUCCUGUGGGGUUUUUAUCCAAAGCACUCUACCACUGCCUGUUUUACUUCCCUAACCAACAUCAGCUGUCUGUGGAUGACUUGGCAGACACGCCAUUCACCGACAAAGUGAAGAGGAUACAGGAGGCGAGGUCAGUGAAGGAGCUGAGGGAGGCGGUGUUGGCCGCGUCGGAGUACCUGGAGGUGGCGGGAUGCCACCGGCCAAUCACGUGCCUGUCGGAUAAAGACAUGCUAGUGGAAGAUCUCAUUAACUUCCACCUGGUCAUACGAAUGCAGCUUCCCCUCCAAAGAUUUCGUGAGGGUCUGCGGACGCUGGGCGUGUUUGAGCACGUGCAGGCGUGUCCUGAAGCCUUUUUCCCCGUCUUCUGUGAGCCACAGGAGAGUCUGACGGCACAGUGUGUGGCCAGGCUCUUCGCCGCCCAGCACUCUGAAGAGGAGGAGCUGAAAGCUAAGGAGAUCACUACAAUCGCCUUCUGGGAACAGUAUCUACAAGAGUGUGAAGAGGGCAUGUGUGCCACUUCGCUGGACGACGUGCUCAUCUUUGCCACCGCCGCGGACGCCGUCCCCGCCGUGGGGUUCAACCCCACCCCCACCCUCCACUUCCUCCACCCGGCGGAGUCCUCGUCGGCUGUGCCGCGGAGCCAGCCGGACGCCAACUGCCUGAGCCUGCCCGUUCUCCCCGCCUACGAGAUCUUUAAGAAACACGUGGAGUAUGCCGUGUGUCAGCUGUCUCUCCUGGAGGGAGUCUGA